AUGAAGUGGAACGAUGGCUUGACCGAUCACAAUGAUGACUUGGAGGAGGGGAAGGAACAGGAUAAUACUACGGAAGUCGAGAUCCAAGUAUCAGACCCGGUUUGUAACCCGAUAGAAACGGCAAUUGACGAAGUGACGGAAAGAGUCGAUGAAGCCGAGACUGCGCUUCCCGAUGGAGAAUCCAUUACCGAGUCGCUAGGUGAACCAGCUGUGGAAGCCGAGUCUGGACUUGUUGUACCUCGUCAAGAGAAAUCUAGACAGCAAAAACAGCGGCGAGGUCCGAAGAACCACUUUGGUCAGGGUGAAGGAAACGACGUGGAGAUCGCAAGUCUGACGAAGAAGUUGCAUCAGGCAAAGAAAAUCAACGCUGAGUUGCAUACCCAACUCCAGAGAUUCUACACGAACGAUGUCGUUAUUCAGGACGAUUUCCCUUCCAAGAAGCGUGCACUACAAGAGGAGUUGCGCGUCUGUAAGGAGAGAAUUAAACAGCUGAAGGAACAGAAUCGAGUAGCCGAUGAGAAAAGUCUCAAACUGCACCAACAGAGCUUUGAUCUGGCAGUCAAAAACAAGGGACUAAGCGAGAAACUUCGCUUGCUUGAAGGCACGUCAUGUGUGUUACUACCAACCCCCUCCAGUGGUUGUUUAAAAACAGGAGCUCCAAUUGGUGGCCCUUCAGUUAAAGAGGUUCAGACCAUUCUCACCAGCCAGGAAGAAGAGAUCACGCGGCUGCACCAGCGAGCUGCGUUGAUGAAGAAACGCCACAAGGCCGAACAAGCCAAGUACGAACGAUUGCUGAAGACUAGUCAAGACGAAAUUGACAGCACUCGCUUUGAAAUGGAGCAGUUUUACUUGCAAAUAUUUGCUAAAGAGCGUGCAGCUCGAGUGCAGCUCUUGCACAUGAAGAAGCUUAAACAUGCGUUGCAUGAGCUAGCGAACAUGCAGCAAACCAACCAGCGAUUCCAGCCAUUCCUCGCAAAUCGAGAAAUGCGAAUUAUGAAUCGGAGCAACAAUAAUAAUGCUCGUCACCACCAAGCGGGGCCUCAGUCUUCACAAAAAGGACCAGUGAUAAAGGCUGGUCGAUGGAUCACUGAAGCACUGCACCACCUUGGAUUUGUGAUGCCUGCCACCUCCCAACUGGAUGAACUAAGCAACUCGUCGGCUGAAAAUGUUCCUGAAGAGCAAGUCAACAUUCCGGACAAUUGCAUCCAAGGAAGAUUGGUUCCGGUCCCGCCUUCUGCAACUAGAUUUGCAGUAGGUACAAGCAGUGCCCGAUCCCAGCUCUACAACGGCUCGAAUGACAGCACGAGAAAAAACGGUGAUAUCAGUGACGUGAGCGAAGAAUCCAACGGCGAGGACGGUGAAGAGGACCAAGUCACGACAGUAACACCCGCGAGUACGAACGCUACAGCGCAGGUGCCUCAUGUGCCAGAAAAUCCCGAGCGAAGGACUAUCCUGACAAAUUAG
Molecule: messenger RNA, 1464 nt
Organism: Phytophthora infestans T30-4
Lineage: Eukaryota; Oomycota; Peronosporomycetes; Peronosporales; Peronosporaceae
Exons: 3
Coding region: 1-1464 (487 amino acids)
Source: RefSeq, a predicted model, not a curated record